UUCAAGGUAGGCGCUGACACGGAACUGCUGUACAGGCAAACAGGUAUUCAUGGCCAAAUAAUUCAAGCCUGGUUGCACGCGAUGGGUUGUAGUGGAAGCAGCAUAACCGCCACUGUCGCCACAACAAACACCAACACUGAUGGUGGCUACAAUGGCCAAACGGCAUUGACUUGCUCGACCAAUGGUCAACGGCAGGAUAGGACACAAGAACACUGUCAAACCAAUGGCGUUCUGUAUCCAAAUGUAGCGCAUAGUCCUCAGUGCUAUGGUGCGCACCAGAACCAGAUUCUUCAACCCAUGGUGAAUGGAGUGCCAAGUGAGCUGACGACAGUCGAAGACGACAAGGAGAAGGAACAGGAAAAGUUUUUGAAGCUUCCGUCAUAUUCCCGCAGGCAGAUAAGUCAUCACAACAGUGAACAGGGAUGGGUGGAGUGGGGAGUGUUUGGUAAAAGAAUCUGCGACUGCAGCAAGAUCAGGUACAAUACGAGCUUCCUGAACAUGAUUCUUCAAAGGAAGAUGGAACACUACCCUUCUCUUUAUCUUGACUUUGGGGACGAGGACACAUGGAAGAAAAAUGCUCCCCUGCUGAUGGACAUUGUUGGAUUCAGCAAGGCUGAAAUACACGCGGCACUGUCGCCGUAUGUGAUGGGGAGGGUGGAGGAAAUACAACUGUCGGAGUUCUGGAGUGACAUCAGGGAAGAUGUAGCAGGACUCGAGCAGGAGUUGAGUCGAGCUGAGGACAUAUCUCCUUACCAACAAGAGCUGCUGGAACAGGUGCAGAGAUGGUUAGCGGCGUACCGACAUGUCGACCCCGAAGAGCCUUGCCACCGACAAGGUGACCCUAAUGGACUUCCGUUUCCCUUGCCUGAAGAUAUUGCUCAGAAACCCGAGGUUUUAAGGAUGUGGAUUAUAGAGUGGGAACAGUUUGAUACAGCAGACGCAGAACUCCCCCUAGCGGAACUGACGGAAUUGUCAGAUAAAACGGAUGACAAGGAGACUCAUGGGACGUUUGCUUUAACACUACGCCCAUAUGACAUCACGGAAGAUUUGAAUUUUGACGAUCCUCAAUGGGAGACGUUGCCAAGUGACGUCAUUGCUAAUGACGUCACAAAACCGUGUCAGGAUGAAAUAAAUCAACAAAGAGAUAAAAGAGUGGACUUACAUGACACGACGCGAAUGGGUAGCAGGAGAAGAAAGUUGGCGCAAUAUUUUAUCGUGAAGUAUGAGUGGCAGGCGGAAAAACUCUCGUCAUAUCUGCAGUGGGCAGAUGUAAUGAAAGAAGGUGAACUGAGGUUUGCCGCACUGUGUGAACAGUCUUGAUAGCUUACCUGUUAAAAACAGUAAUAUCCCCGGAGCCCCUUAUCUGAAGAAAACACGUUUACUUACUAAUAUGACUGUACCAAUAUCUCCAGACAAACAAUUAACGUUCAACAGACGGGGUACCAAUAUCACAAGACAAACAACCUUCUACAGAUUACACCAUCAAACCCACGGCGUCGUAAAUCCAACUGUGGCUUAUAGUGCUCAGUGCUAAAGUGAAACUCGGUACAUUCAGAUUGUACAGGACCAGGUAUUCCUUGCGUAUGUCGGCAAAAUGUGUGAAGCCAGAUUUGUGUAUGUAUAUAGAUCUCCGCCUUGAUACUGGAGGAGUAUUGUAAGACCGUCUAAUAGUCUACAUAUCUGUGUAAUCCUAUAGUCGUAGGUAGAUCCCGUACCAUGCAAACGUAAUUCUCGUUCAACUUUCAUAAUUCAAUUCUUAUGAAAAAGUGUGCAUUAAGACAACCUCAACAUCCUGGGGGUUAAAUGAUUCUCGCUCACGGAUAACUGCUUGUACCCAGCUGGCUACCAAGUGUUGAUACGUCAGAUAACAUCAGGUUAAUGUACAGAUAUAGCAACCUGUCCCCGUCUGUGGUGCGCCAUUAACACAUGCAGAGCCAGCUGGUACUGUCUCACACGCCCAGUCACGAACAGUCGUAAAGUGAAAUAUUGUUGAAUUACGUUGGCACAGUGGGUCAUACUUACAGCAGAAAUUACAACAGACGAUACGCUGAUGUUAUGAGUGAGGUGUUAGCCAAGUCAAAAUAAACACAUGUUUAUAUA
Messenger RNA from Haliotis rubra (blacklip abalone), 2100 nucleotides. RefSeq lists its product as uncharacterized. The record is from RefSeq and is a predicted model, not a curated record. NCBI's taxonomy places the organism in Eukaryota, Metazoa, Mollusca, Gastropoda, Lepetellida, Haliotidae. Bases 82 to 1320 code for a protein of 412 amino acids. The transcript has 2 exons.